This is a messenger RNA of Purpureocillium lilacinum, 5112 nucleotides long. NCBI's taxonomy places the organism in Eukaryota, Fungi, Ascomycota, Sordariomycetes, Hypocreales, Ophiocordycipitaceae. The record is from RefSeq and is a predicted model, not a curated record.
AUGCGGUUUCUCGAGGAGCAAUUUGCCGUGAAGGAGAGGUUGUCGAGCGAGCAGACGUGGUCUACGCCGGGUCCGCAUGAAAGAAAAGUUUCAACGGUUCGCGAAUUCUAUCGAGCCUUUCACGACAAGAGCACCUUGGCGAUCCAGACGUGCAUGGUGUGCUACCGGAAACGCACAGAGAAGGAGCUGUGGAGGAUGCCGUGGAGCGACUGGGUGUCAAGAGUCGUGCCGAGGGGAGGACGCUCCCCAUUCGGCUGUCCGAGUUGCUUUCCCGCCGGCAGGUCCGUGCCCGUCUGCGCGGAGUGCGCCCGACACCUGGGGCGCGGCAGCCUAUCGCCAGCUUCUCAGCUUCACGGCCGCCUCCGGUGCGAGCACGUGUUUCCCGAGGAGCUCAAGGGCCUCUCGCCGGUUGAGGAGAAGUUGAUCGCGCUAAACUCGUGCUACGGGCUCUUCACACGCCAUGCGGUCUCCGGUGGGCAGAGGCAGGCCGUGCGGUACCCGAAGCACGUGAAAGGUCACAUUACCGUGUUCCCGAAUAAUGUGCAGGAGUUGGCAACCAAAGUGUUGCCACAUCCGCUUUUGCAAGUCAUGGACGAGAUCCACGUGUCGUGGCAAGGGCCGGAAAAGCCGACGCCGACCGAUCUUUCGGGAUUGUUGUCGGUAAGACGUCGGGUGGUUGAGAGGGCCCUCGUCUGGCUGAAAAAGAACAAUCCCCAUUAUGCCGACGUCGAGAUCGACCAGGCCGAGAUGGACACCUGGGGAGCCCCGGUUGAUGGGGUCCCGCUCGCAGUCUCUAAUCGCCUAGAGCGGUACGAGCCGUCCGCGUGGGAGAAGACGCGAACGGCGCAUGUGGUGCCGGCUACGGAGCGUGGCAUGGAUGAGGAAGGGGCAGUGGAGAUCGAAGACAUUCUUGCCUCGCUCGACGGCGGGGACAAUUCUCUGGAGGGUCGGGCCGACUGGGAAGGGGAUGGGGUAGGCGACGAAGGGGACUUGCAUGCCGAAUGUGGCCGUUCCGCCGACCCUGGGAGGGAGACGGUCAAUGAGGUGACAUCUUCCGGUAUGUUUGCGCUGGACGGUGCGCCGGACGUGGCGGACGUCGAAAAGCUGCGAUUCGCCUGCCAGGCGGUUGGUGGCACGGCCGGCGAUGGUCGGGCCGGCCCGCAAGCCGCGGUGCUAACGCCGGGGGAAGGAGCCUCCGAGGUCGCGGAGGGCCGCGAGGCGUUCAUUCGCGUCUCAAGGGGUGACGACUUUGCCGACUCGUCUGAAGCCGCCUUCUUUGCGAAGACGUUUCCGACCUUGUUUCCGUUCGGUGUGGGAGGGCCACGGUUGGCCGAAGAGGCCGUACUUGACGCAGGGCAAGCUAGCGCCCCCGCCGCGACGGCUUCGUAUGGCAGGGCGGCGGAGGCGGACGCAGCUGCCGGAUCCCUCGUCGCCUCCAGGAACCUGAAUCUCCGGGCAUGGGCUGAUAUCGUGCUCCGUCGCCACGGCGGGCGAUUCGCGACGCACCACAUCUUCGCGUUUCUAGUAUUCAACAUGGGAGUGCGGUCGAGGAAUCGCCGUGUUAGCAUGCUGAGCGUGACGCGGAAGAACUUUCACACAAUCGAGCGCAUAGUGCGGUCAAUGACGCCCGAGAGAUUAGCGGCGGCGAGCACGGAGUUGGAGAGCUCGGGCAAAACCAGCGACGACGGCGUCAAGGACUUACUUAGGAGCCUGUCGCUGUAUGGAUAUCGGCAGCCCAUGUCGAGGGAGACACGCCUGAAUAUGCGGCGCAAGAUCCAAUCGCUCAUUGUCGGGCACGGCGUACCGGCCAUCUGGUUCACCUUGAACCCGAAUGAUAUCACGAACCCGGUGAAGCUGCGUCUGGCAGCGUACCGCACACGCGAUCCUGACGAGGCCGAGGCAUUCCUCGAAGGCCUCGGGAAUGCAUACAAGCGAACACGGCUGGUCAUCUCAGAUCCGAUGAGCUCCGCCACAUUCUUCCACCGCGAGAUGACCCUUUUCUUCGAGAAGUACGUCAAUCUGGGGGAGGAAUCGGUGUUUGGACGAAUCAGCCAAUACUUUGGCGCCGUGGAGACGAACGAACGAGGGGCGCUCCAUAUUCACGGCUUGCUCUGGUUGCACGGCAACGCGCAGCUGGCAUCGGUGCUCGCCGAUGUUCAUGGAGAGGAGCAGACCGCGUACCGGGAGCGAAUCAUUCGCUACGUCGACAGUGUUUUCUCCGAGGACCUCGACGCGGAAGGGUUUUGCGCCAUUCAGGCGGAGCGAUCAGCAGUCUCGGACAUAUCCACCAGGUUGGACGACAUGGAGCAAUUCUCGUCGGCUUUCGGUGAAGAGGCGAAUUUCUGUGCCGGUGCGACGCAAAUCCACACCCAUAGCGCGACUUGCGUCAAGUAUACUCUGGGCAAACAGAGGCAAGCAGGCGCCUUGUGCCGGUUCAGGGCACCCUGGAAAUUGGUCGAGAAGACCGCCUUCACGGAGGAAGGGGUCCUGAAGAUUCGGAGGACGCACCCCCUGGUGAACCGAUGGAACAAGGCGAUAGCUGUGGGUCUGCGGCACAACCACGACAUUUCCUUCAUAGCGACGCAGCAGAAGACCAUGGCCCUCAUCUAUUACGUGACGAACUAUUCGACCAAGAUCGAAGAUCCGAUAUGGAAGAGGGCGGUGACGGCGGCGGAGCUCCUCCCUUUGAUGAGCGGCGACAACAUGGCCAAUGAAGGCGAGACGGUGGGGGGAAGCGGCGGGACGAUCGAGCGCGCCACUGAGAACAGAACGCGACAGUUCCUGAUGAAGGUGGCAAACCGGGUCUUCACCGAGCGCCCAUUGUCGCAGGUCGAAGUCGUUGCUCACCUUCUGGGCUACCCGUCAGAAUAUUCGAGCAGCAGCGCCUGGGCAUACUUGAACACGUCCUUGUUAUAUUGGCACAUAUUCCGACGAUGGCGGCAUCUUCGACAAGCGAGCGGUUCCACUGUCGCCAGCGAUGUCGUGGACGAGUCGAUCGUCGUCGAGGAGGCGGGCCACAGGCUCGGCCACGUCGAGGCCUACCAUCAUCGCGGCCAGCUCUUGGGAGACCUGUGCUUGUACGACUAUGUUUCGAUCGUGAGGCUGAAGCGGCGCGAUGACAGCAAAGAGGAGCUUGCCGCCGCCUGGGGCGAGGCGACGGUCUGCCUCGACGGCUACCUGAGCAAGGACUUCUCCGAAGCCGAGGACGAUGAGGCAUGCUAUCGAAGGGCGGCCGUGCAGCAUCUUGCGCUAUUCGUACCCUGGGAGACAUUUCUCUGCGAGGGAAGUGGCGAUAUCAACGACAUCUGGUGGCGAGCUCGAGGAAGUCUCCCUCCGAGGAUAUCUUGUGUCGUCGAGAACGUGCAGCUGCUUCGACGCUCGGCCGAGGACGCAAAGCGCGACGCGAAACAGUGGGCGGCAUCAUCGGCAGAUGGUGACGGGACGGCUGUCCAUUUCGACGAAGGCGAGACGGUCGAGGCAACCAGGGAAGCGUACGAAGUCGGCAAGAUUGGGGAAGCGACGCGGCUCAUGGACGUCGUGCGAAACGCCCUGAGCCAAGGCCAGGUAACUGCUGGGUCGGAAGAGCUGAUGACAAUGUUACAGCAGCUCGGCCGGUUCCAGCACUCGGCGCUCAGCUCAGCGGCCGAGCUCGAGGCGGCCGUAGCGCCGGAAAGCGGCGUUCGAAGGAUAAGCCUGCCGGGGCAAGUGUUCACCGGGGCCGCGGUACCGUCGCAGGACCAAGUACGAGGCAUCAAGUCGCAGCAGAUGAGUGCCUCGAGGGAGAGAGAGAGGAUGAUCCAAGGCAUACAAGGCGGCCACGCCGUCGCCGAAACGGAUCGCCGAGCCGCUCUUCGCGCCGUACUGAGCGGUUUCGGGGAGGACGACAUUGAGGUGGCGGCGACCGACAUCCCUGAGAUGAGCGGCACCACAGCUGCGGAGAUGGAGGUGCGGCUCGGCCCGUCGAGCUCGUUUCUCGCCGUGGGCAGAGAGUGGGCAAGGCGGCUGACGCUGAACGAGAGACAAUCGAUCGCCUUUCUGAUCAUCUGUCGGCAGCUCGACCUGAUGGGGGGAAACGAGACGGCCGAAGCCGAGCAGCUGUGCCAGUUCAUCGGAGGCGAAGGCGGGACCGGCAAGUCGCGCGUGAUCGAAGCACUGGUAAGGUUGUUCGCGGCGAGGGGCGUAUCGAACCGCCUCCUCAUCACGGCAACGUCCGGGACUGCCGCGGCUAGGAUCAACGGCAUCACGAUACACUCCGCGUGCGGUUUCACCAAGGACCAAGGGAGCCUCGGCGCGAACGCGUCGAGAGACGUCGACGGGGUGCGCCUGCCCCAGCAAGGGGAGCGAUUCGUCCACGGCCAGUCCCGGAUGGACUGGCAGGAAAAGGACGUCCUCGUUAUCGACGAGGUGAGCAUGCUCGGGGCACGGACGCUGCACGCAGUCAACGAGCAACUCUGCCGGCUCCGCGGGUCGCAGCGAGACUUUGGGGGGAUCCCGAUCGUGCUCUUCUGUGGAGAUUUCCACCAGUUUCGCCCCGUGCAGGAACGGUCGAUCUUGCUGCCGAGCACGGCCAUCUCGUGGGACGUGGACAACUCUUUCAAGGCCGAGCAGCGGCACCAGCACGACAAGGCGCACGCGCUGUGGAGGCGGUUCACGACGGUGAUCAUGUUGAACGAGCAAAUGCGCGCCGCGAGAGAUCCGGAGCUGCAGAGGCUGCUGACGCGCAUCCGGCGGGGCGAGCAGGACCACACAGACUUGGAAUUCCUCAACUCAAGGUGCUACCGGGAGGGUAGACGCAUCCCGUGGGAAACGGGCAUCACCGUUGUGACGCCGCUGAACAGGAACCGCUGGAACCUCAACAUGGAGGCGAGCGUGGCGUUCCAGGUCCAGCAGCGGUCGAUGAUGCGCAUCUUCAUCUCGGAGCACAAGUGGAAGGACGGCGUGCCGACGGAGGAGGAGGCCAUCAUGAUCCUGAACCAAGGCGACGAUAGCGCGAUCCCCGUGCCGGCGGUCUUCAUGUUCGUGCCGGGCAUGCCGGUCGUCGUGAAUCGGAAUACGUACCAGGGCCUGAGAGAGUUGGAUCCCAGGAUCACGUGCCCUGCUACUGCCUGGUAG